Molecule: messenger RNA, 459 nt
Organism: Mercenaria mercenaria
Lineage: Eukaryota; Metazoa; Mollusca; Bivalvia; Venerida; Veneridae
Product: integumentary mucin C.1-like
Exons: 3
Coding region: 1-432 (143 amino acids)
Source: RefSeq, a predicted model, not a curated record
AUGAUCCAGAUUGCUAUUAACAUUGAAAGUAAAAGACAGCUUUCUUUCCCAAAACAACGUCAACAAAGAUACACCAUCAUCACCACCACAACAACAACCCCAACUACAACAACCACAACAACAACGACCCCAACAACAACAACCCCAACUACAACAACCGCAACUACAACAACCACAGCUACAACGACCCCAACUACAACAGUAUUACCAACACGAGCACGAACAAGUACAGAAACUACGAGAAAGGAAAAACCAACUAAAUAUAGGAAAACGACAACAGUAAAGAAAACAAAAAGUACAACUAAACCUGAACAAACAACGGAGCUCAAUGUAUUUAUGUGGGAAGCAACAGGCGGUAUGGUUGGAAUUGUGAUUUCAUGUGUUCUUUUCAUCGCCUGUCUUGUUGGUGGCGUCUUCAUCUGUAGAAGGUAAUAUAGUAACUGUUACAUUUGUUACAUU